Molecule: messenger RNA, 1236 nt
Organism: Rasamsonia emersonii CBS 393.64
Lineage: Eukaryota; Fungi; Ascomycota; Eurotiomycetes; Eurotiales; Trichocomaceae
Product: Zinc finger protein gcs1
Exons: 5
Coding region: 1-1236 (411 amino acids)
Biological process (GO): regulation of ARF protein signal transduction; regulation of endocytosis
Cellular component (GO): Golgi membrane
Molecular function (GO): GTPase activator activity
Source: RefSeq, a predicted model, not a curated record
AUGUCCAAGAUGUGGGAAGUUGACCCGGAGACGAGGGCCAAGAUCUCCAAGACGAAUGGCAAUGAUCGCUGCUGCGAUUGCGGCGCGCCUUCGCCUCAAUGGGCAUCCCCCAAGUUUGGCACGUUCAUCUGUCUGAACUGCGCGGGCACCCACCGUGGGCUGGGCGUGCACAUCUCUUUCGUCCGGUCCAUUACCAUGGACGCCUUCAAGACGUCUGAGCUGAAGCGGAUGGAGCAUGGUGGAAACGACACGUGGAAGACCUUUUACGACGAGCACCCGAUCACCAUCUCCGAAGGCAGGACGUUCGAGGACUCGACCAUCAAGGAGCGAUACGACGGCGAGGUCGGGGAGGAGUACAAAGAGCGGCUGACGGCCAAGGUCGAGGGGAGGGAAUACGUACCCGGAGAAAGGAAAAAGAAGCAGCCGACGAAUCACGCCUCGAGCGAGUCGUAUUCCUCCCGAUCGAGCACCCCGCUGCAGGGGGGCAGAGCAUCGCCCGCCGCCACCGGCGGUCUGGACGGCAGUGCCGCGAGUCGAAAGGAACGCAAUGAGGCGUAUUUCGCGAAACUGGGCAGCGAGAACGCGGCACGACGCGAGGAUCUGCCUCCAUCGCAAGGCGGGAAGUACACAGGGUUCGGAGGCGGGAUGCCCGUGUCCAGCGGGCCUGCUCGCAGCCAGAAUGGCGGUGCUCUGAGCGGAGUGCCGGGACUGGACGACUUCCAGAAGGACCCUGUGGGAGCAUUGACGAAGGGGUUGGGCUGGUUCACCUCGGCCGUGGGGAAGGGGGCCAAGACGGUCAACGAGACGUACAUACAACCUACAGCCAAGUCGCUCGCAGAAACCGACUUUGCAGCCCAGGCGCGACAAACCGCCGUUCAGCUCGGCCAGAACCUGCAGACGAGCGCUCGCGGUGCCGCCGAGUCGUUGAACCGGUUCGUCGAGGGCGCGGACGAGAGAGCUGCAGCCGUCGCCGCCCGACGGCGCGGCUUCGAACCCGAACGCAAGGAAUUCUGGGACAACUUUGCCUCGCUAGGCGCAGGGGGAGGAGGGCGACAAGAGCGGCCCGCGUCUGGCGCUCUCGGGACGACAGCGAUGAAGAAGUCGCCUUCUCCUUUCUCGUCAUCAUCGGCAGCAUCAUCGACAGCAACAGCCGCCACACCCGCGGCGACGGGGCUAACGAAGACGACGACAACAAAUAAAGGGAAUAAUAAUGACGAAUGGAGCGAUGAUUGGUAG